GAUUGAAUCUAGCACAUUAUGAUAAAUAAAUACACAGAUUAUACCAACUAUUUUUACAUUUAUUUUUCAAUUUGACCUUUUAUCAAUAAAAAUAAAGCAGAGAGCAUCAAGAAAUCACCAAUUUAUUCACGAAAUAAUUCACGAAGUGUUUUUUGCUCUAAAAAACAAUUUCGUUCAUAAAGUGAUAGCAAACCAAACAAAUUUUUCGAAAAAUCGCAUCGCUCGUUUUUAGCAGUUACCUAUUUUACCGAUAGUGUCGAAUUUUGACCUCCAUAUGACAUUGUUAACAUUGACAUUUUUGAAACAAAUUUCGAAGCCAGUGCAGGCGGUAGUGAAAAAGGGUAGAUUUUUCUCAACAACUAUGGCUUUAAACAAACUCCCUAUCGAUGCCUUAGAUUUGGGCAACAAAAGGAUCCUAAUGAGGGUAGAUUUCAAUGUGCCCCUCAAGGACGGAAAAAUUACCAAUAAUCAAAGAAUUGUCGCAGCUUUGGACACCGUUAAAUACGCUUUGGAUAAAAAGGCUAAAAGUGUGGUGCUUAUGUCACAUUUAGGAAGACCUGAUGGAAAUCCCAACCCAAAGUAUACCAUGAAGCCGGUUGUAUCGGAGUUGGAAAAUCUUUUGCAAAGACCAAUUGUUUUUCUGCCCGAUUGCAUUGGACCUGAAGUUGAAAAAGCCUGUGCUGACCCUAAACCCGGAUCUGUCAUUUUGCUCGAAAAUCUAAGGUUUCACAUUGAAGAAGAAGGCAAAGGUGUAGAUGCCAGUGGCAAUAAGGUCAAAGCCGACCCUGCUAAAGUAAAAGAAUUUAGAUCCAGUUUACGCAAAUUGGGCGAUGUAUAUGUCAAUGACGCUUUCGGUACUGCCCAUCGCGCCCACUCAUCCAUGUUGGGUGAAGGUUUUGUUCAAAGAGCUUCUGGAAUGUUAUUGAAGAAAGAACUUCAAUAUUUCGCCAAAGCCUUAGAUAAUCCUGAAAGACCUUUCUUGGCAAUUUUGGGUGGUGCCAAAGUUGCUGAUAAAAUUCAAUUGAUCGAAAAUUUGUUGGAUAAAGUCAAUGAGAUGAUCAUCGGUGGUGGUAUGGCUUAUACAUUCCUCAAGGAGAGCAAAGGCAUGUCGAUCGGUACAUCACUGUAUGACAAAGAAGGGGCACAAAUUGUUGGAAAACUCUUAGAAAAAGCAAAGAAAAACAACGUACAAAUCCAUUUGCCCUUAGAUUUCAUCACUGCCGAAAAAUUUGAUGAAAAUGCCACCCCAGGCAGUGCCACUGUAGAAGGAGGCAUUCCAGAAGGUUGGAUGGGCCUCGAUAUUGGACCAAAAACCAUUGAAGCUUUCAGGGAGCCCCUUAGACGUGCCAAAGUCAUCGUUUGGAAUGGGCCAAUGGGUGUGUUUGAAUUUGAAAAAUUCGCGAAUGGAACCAAAGCAGUUAUGGAUGAGGUUGUCAAUGUAACAUCAAAAGGAGUCACCACUAUUAUAGGUGGCGGUGAUACAGCAACUUGUGCCGCGAAGUGGAAGACAGAAGAUAAAGUAUCGCACGUAUCAACAGGAGGUGGUGCCAGUUUGGAACUGCUAGAAGGCAAAGUUCUUCCAGGCGUGGCAGCGCUUUCAGAUGCAUAAAUCGACGAAGACCACUUCCAAGUUCCUAUAGCAUUAUCGAGCACAGAUUACCAUAAAUUUCUUAAUGUAUUUAACCGAUUUCAUAGGGUAUAACUCGAAGAAAUCUGAAAAAAAAAUUAAGAAAUUAAGUUUCAAUAAAUUGAAAAUGAUAAGUAACGGGAAAUGUUGCUUUUGAAAUUUGUAAAAUCACUUUUAGAUCGUACUGUUAUGGUUAGGCGUAAAAUUGAGUGUUUGUGAUCGUAUGUUAUCAAAGUUAAAUAAUUUAUGUUAAAUAUAUUAGAAAAUAAAUAUUUAAAAUAUAAA
Molecule: messenger RNA, 1912 nt
Organism: Psylliodes chrysocephalus
Lineage: Eukaryota; Metazoa; Arthropoda; Insecta; Coleoptera; Chrysomelidae
Source: the annotation of a GenBank genome assembly